Molecule: messenger RNA, 4637 nt
Organism: Vanessa atalanta (red admiral)
Lineage: Eukaryota; Metazoa; Arthropoda; Insecta; Lepidoptera; Nymphalidae
Product: GATA zinc finger domain-containing protein 14-like
Exons: 2
Coding region: 103-4533 (1476 amino acids)
Biological process (GO): formation of cytoplasmic translation initiation complex; translation reinitiation
Cellular component (GO): eukaryotic translation initiation factor 3 complex, eIF3m; eukaryotic translation initiation factor 3 complex, eIF3e; multi-eIF complex
Molecular function (GO): translation initiation factor activity; mRNA binding
Source: RefSeq, a predicted model, not a curated record
GGUAGCUUUAAUGUAUAUUGAAGCACAAUUACGAACGAGUUCAAAUGAAGAGUAGUUAUUAGUUGAGUGACGAACGAACACAUACGAAAUUUGUUCUCUAAAAUGAGGAUAACAAUUUUACUUCUACUUAUUGGCGUCUGCCUUGUAAGCGCAAAGUACUUGCCUUACGACACAAGUGAGUACAGUGUAUUAGUGAGGAGUAAAAGGUCAGAUUCUGACGAAUCUGUUCGGUCUAUCGAACGUGAUGAUUCAAGUGAUAAUGAAGAUGCCGAAGAGGAUUCGAGUGAAAAUACAAGUGAAAAUAAACGCCAGGAAGUAGCAGAAAAACAACGUAAAAAACUAUUAGAGCGAGAGGAAAAGAUAAAACGUAAGGAAGAAGAAAGACAAAGAAAAUUAGAAGAAAAACAGGCAAAACAGCAACGCAAAGAGGAAGAAAGGCAUGAAAAAGAGGAACGUAAGCGACUAGAAAGAAUUGAGAAAGAAAAACGCAAGGAAGAAGAGAAAUUGGAAAAAGAAGAAAGAAAAAAACAAGAAAAACAACGUAAACAGCUAGAAAAAUUACAAAAAGAGGCGUUAGAAGAGGAAACCGAAGAUGAUGAUUUCUUAAGCACUGAAGAAGAAAAUUCAGUGGAAUUAAGUGAUAUUUGGAGAAAUCACAUCUAUGUUAAAUAUGGAUUGAAUCUUACAAGUACAAAACUAGAGAAGCAGGCAGCUAUUCAUAAAUAUUUCCAAGAAGAACUGGGUCUUAGUGCGAAUAGCACAGAAAGUGAUCGAAGACAAGCAAUAGUGAAGUUAAUAGAAACGACACUACAAAAUAAUACCACUUCCCUGGAUGCGUUAAAAACUCAAUUAUUAAGUCAAAUGAAUGCCAUAAGCUUAUACAAGUGGCAAACAAAAUUAGACAAAGGUGUUGAAAAGUUAAAUAAUAAGUCUGAAAUACUUAACAAUGUGACGCUACCAUGGGCUACUGUCAUGCAACAAAACCUAGAAGAAAAGAGAUCUUUUCUUCAAACUAUUAGUCAAUUCUUAUCAAAUCUAUUUCCAAACCUGGUCGCUGGAGGACAAAAUCAAUCUCAAUCUGGAAACAGUAGUGGUAUUUCAAAUAUUGAUGUGAAUAAUACAAACAUAGUUGAUUCUGUAACUGGCGUACCAAGUGUAAAUCCUUCUGAUUCAGACAGUAAUAUAAACAUAGAAAAUAGCAAUGCAUCAUCAUCUACAAACGUGGUACUUAACCCAGCAGAAAAUAGUGAUUCAUCUGCUUCUAGCAAUAAUGAAAUUAACACUACAAGUGUAAAUGAGAAUAAUUCAGUGAUUUCUGUAAACACUGAUACUAUAAACAACUCAAAUAUUGAUACUACUAUUGUUUCCUCUUCAAAUGGUGGCUCUAUCCAUUCCAGUAGUAACGGUGUAGCAACAAACAACAACGCUAAUAUCGAGAAUAACAAUACUUCAACUUCAAAUAUUGAUAUUGUAACAACUGGAGUUAAUAAUGGAGCUAUAAAUAGUAAUUCUAAUAUUGAGACUAACGAUGCUUCAUCUUCAAGCAUUGACGUUGUGACAACUGGAGUUACUGAUCAAGCUAUAAAUAGUAACACUAAUAUUGAUUCUGGAAAUGCUUCAGUCACAAAUACUGUAUCAGAAGCUGACGUAAUCAGUGAAAGUUCUACAAACAACAACGCUAAUAUUGGAAAUAACAAUACUUCGUCUUCAAGUAUUGGCGAUGUAACAACUGGAGUUAAUGGUGAAGCUAUAAAUAGUAAUGCUAAUAUUGACUCUGAAAAUGCUUCAGUCACAAACACUGCAUCGAAUGCUAACGGAAUCACUGAAAGUUCUACAAACAACAACGCUAAUAUUGAGAAUAACAAUACUUCGUCUUCAAGUAUUGGCGAUGUAACAACUGGAGUUAAUGGUGAAGCUAAUGUUAAUUCUGAAAAUGCUUCAGUCACAAAUACUGCAUCGAAUGCUGACGUAAUCAGUGAAAGUUCUACAAACAACAACGCUAAUAUUGAGAAUAACAAUACUUCGUCUUCAAGUAUUGGCGUUGUAACAACUGGAGUUAAUGGUGAAGCUAUAAAUAGUAAUGCUAACAUUGACUCUGAAAAUGUUUCAGUCACAAAUACUGCAUCGAAUGCUAACGGAAUCACUGAAAGUUCUACAAACAACAACGCUUAUAUUGAAAAUAACAAUACUUCGUCUUCAAGUAUUGGCGAUGUAACAACUGGAGUUAAUGGUGAAGCUAAUGUUAAUUCUGAAAAUGCUUCAGUCACAAAUACUGCAUCGAAUGCUGACGUAAUCAGUGAAAGUUCUACAAACAACAACGCUAAUAUUGAGAAUAACAAUACUUCGUCUUCAAGUAUUGGCGUUGUAACAACUGGAGUUAAUGGUGAAGCUAUAAAUAGUAAUGCUAAUAUUGACUCUGAAAAUGUUUCAGUCACAAAUACUGCAUCGAAUUCUAACGGAAUCACUGAAAGUUCUACAAACAACAACGCUAAUAUUGAAAAUAACAAUACUUCGUCUUCAAGUAUUGGCGAUGUAACAACUGGAGCUAAUGGUGAAGCUAUAAAUAGUAAUGCUAAUAUUGACUCUGAAAAUGCUUCAGUCACAAACACUGCAUCGAAUGCUAACGGAAUCACUGAAAGUUCUACAAACAACAACGCUAAUAUUGAGAAUAACAAUACUUCAACUUCAAGUAUUGACGUUGUAACAACUGGAGUUAAUGGUGAAGCUAUAAAUAGUAACGCUAAUGUUAAUUCUGAAAAUGCUUCAGUCACAAAUACUGCAUCGAAUGCUGACGUAAUCAGUGAAAGUUCUACAAACAACAACGCUAAUAUUGAGAAUAACAAUACUUCAACUUCAAGUAUUGACGUUGUAACAACUGGAGUUAAUGGUGAAGCUAUAAAUAGUAACGCUAAUGUUAAUUCUGAAAAUGUUUCAGUUACAAAUACUGUAUCGAGUGCUGACGGAAUCAGUGAGAGUUCUACAAACAACAACGCUAAUAUUGAGAAUAACAAUACUGCAUCUUCAAGUAUUGGCGUUGUAACACCUGGAGUUAAUGAUGAAGCUAUAAAUAGUAAUGCUAAUAUUGACUCUGAAAAUGUUUUAGUCACAAACACUGCAUCGAAUGCUAACGGAAUCACUGAAAGUUCAACAAACAGCAACGCUAAUAUUGAGAAUAACAAUAUUUCAACUUCAAGUAUUGACGUUGUAACAACUGGAGUUAAUGGUGAAGCUAUAAUAGUUAAUGUUGAUUCUGGGAAUGUUUCAGUCAUAAAUACUGUUUCGGAUGUUGACGGGAUAAGUGAAAGUUCAACAAGCAACAACGCUAAUAUUGAGAAUAACAAUACUUCAUCCUCAAAUAUUGAUUCUGUUUCUAACGUAGAUAGUGUUGCUGUAAUAAAUGUUGAAAGUAAUACCAACGCUGAAAUUAAUGAUACUAUUAUUAAACCUAUAAAUACUUCAGUCACCAAUCCUAGCGCAGUUGGUGUGGAGGGAAAUGAUGGAAGUAUAAGCAAUAAUAAUAACAUUGAACCUGUAAAUUCUCCAGUCUCGGGAACUGAUUCUGUUUCUUCGGGAGACAGUAAUAUUAUCAUAAAUAGCAAUGCUAAUGUUGAAUCUGCUAAUACUACAGAUGAAAGCAACAACAACGAUGUUGGGACUGAUAUUACUCCUUCAUCAAAUACAAGCUCUAAUUCUCCGGUUGUAGAUAAUGACGGAUCAUCAAACGCUUUAUCCACAAAUAUUCCUUCAGGAGGAAGUACAGUUGUUUUAAAUAAUACAGAUUUUGUUGAGACUACUAAUGUCUCAUCAUCAAACACGGACUCUGUUUCUCUUGGAACUGACGGUACUGCUACAAAUGCACAACCGAUAUCUGGUGAAAGUAACAAUGCUAUAAACAACAACGUCGAAAUGGGUUCUGUAAAUGACCCGUCUGUUAACUCAGCUGUAACUAAUGCACCAGAUGAAACAGGUAUUACAUCAUCCGUGAGCAGUGAUCCAGCUACCACCUCUAACGCAGCAUCUACAAAUGAGACUGAAAUAUCAGCAAUUACUGAUAAAGUCAUAUUGGAAGAAAAUAAUAACCUAUUAACAACAAACGUAGAAUCUAUUAGCAGUGUAACGGACAAAGUAUCCGUACCUACAGAAGCUUCUGUAACCGUAGGUAAUAAUCAAGAAGUUUCCGAGACCGCAACUAUAGACGAGACGAGAGAUAUAAAUACAGAAGUAGAUUCUUCUAAUACAUCUUCUACAGAUUUGGAUUAUUUAAGCAAUACGACGGCAUCAGAUACUUCAAACUCAGACCCUAGCGUUAGUACAGGUUCUCUAACACCACAAGUAACAACUGAAACUCUAAUUACUGUGAAUGAAGCUGUGAGUAACGUUAAUACAGCUUCUGAUAUUGCUAUCACAGAAACACCUACCGACGUGUCAUCUAGUACAGUCGUUUUUGUUGAAUCAUCAACAUCUCCACAAAACAGUGAAAUUACAAUACCGGCGGAACCUGGAGCAACAAUUGUUGAUAUAUCUCAACAAUAAGAAAAUGAAUGCUUAAUUUAAUGUAUAUUUCUUUAUUUUCAUAUAUAUACAUAUAUAUUAUAUUUAGACCUGUGACUGUAAAAAUAAAAUAAAUUUGCAUUUUG